AUGUCCACACUCACACGCUCUUGCAGCACGCGCGGAUCGUCCCGAAGUAAAGCCACAUCGCCGACAUCGCCCAAAGACAAUAGCAACCACAACCACAGCCGCAACCACAGCCGCAACCCACAUCCCACAUCCACCAAAGCGCGCAGAAUCGAGCAUCUACCACCCGAACUAUUCGCGAUGAUCCUCAAGCACGCCUCUGGCAUUGCACAAAUCGACACUCACCGGGACUACCUCCAGCACCAAGCGCAGCACCCAUCACUUCCCACAAUGAUCCAACUCAUACGGCACCAUCGCAAACUCCAAAUCACGCAAGUUAACCAACACUGGCGCCGCACAAUACUGGCAGAGUUCCAUCAAUACGCCAUAUACGAUGGCGCUUCAGACCAGAUACUCGCGGUUCCAGAGCACCUUGCGCUCGUGCGCUGCAUGCUUUGUGGCUCGCGGCUUGUUUUGGCUUCCACUGGGGUGCGUCGCGGCGUAAGGUGCUUGGGAUUGUGUAUGGGCGUGGGAUCGCCUAUUUCGAUGUCUGAGUAUGGCGCACUGGCGGAGGCCUUUCCUAGAUUGGUUCGUGUGUUUGUUGAGCUCGGUGGGCUGGGUACGAAGCUGCGCAGUGUAUUGCCGGUACUUGUUGGGGAAUCCUCUGGUGCCGCUGUAUCGGCAAUUAGCCUGGGUGCAGGUGCCGGGCUGGGUGCCGUGGGAAUGGCAAGGCUGGUGAGGCACUCGGCGCCGGCGCUGCAGUAUCUUGCGCUGGGGCGCGCAGAGAUCGCUGAUCUGUGCCGCUUGUUCUGGCCAUUGCAGAAAACAAUCACUGGUGGGUCUUUGUUUCCGCGCUUGAAACGCCUGUACUUUUUGCUUUGUCCUGGGCCAACUGCACGGCCAAUAGAGUAUUUGGCCGAUGCUCUAGCCCCGUUCCCUAUGCUCGAGGAGCUAUGCUACGGGGUUGAUUUCGAGCAUUCACCUGUGGGCGUCGAAAGCCAGGGCCAGGGUGAGCUAACCGCGGAGAAUCGCCAGGUGUUUUCCGAGCAGAUACUGCAGUCCUCCAUGCCGCACCUCAGAAUCCUCAAGACCGACGCCCCGCCAAGCAUGGAUUACCUAAUGUUGCGCGGCCACACGCUGUCUGCUCUGGACUACCUCUCUCUGGUAAAUUACAAUGAACAACCGACAAACAUUGCACUCUCACACAUGCUCAACGCUACAGCACGCUCUGCCCACUCUCUAAAGUACCUCGGAUGUUGGGCGAUUAACAUUCCGUCACCACACUACACAGCGCUUAACCUCUCCUUCCCACCACACCCAACCUUGCAAGUUUUGGAUUUGAAAACCUGGAAUAUCAGUCUCUUAGACCUCAACAGUUUGCUCAGCCACCUGCCGAAUCUCCAGGAAAUUAAAAUCACAUUGACCCGCCCUCAGGAUCAUAUAGCCUGUGACCGGAUUGCUUUAAACUUGGAGCUGAGAAGAGUGUGGAUUGGUGCUGUGGAGAUCCCUGGUGGAGGUGGUUACGAGAAUGCUUAA
This is a messenger RNA of Kickxella alabastrina, 1512 nucleotides long. RefSeq lists its product as uncharacterized. NCBI's taxonomy places the organism in Eukaryota, Fungi, Kickxellomycota, Kickxellomycetes, Kickxellales, Kickxellaceae. The transcript is spliced from 3 exons. The record is from RefSeq and is a predicted model, not a curated record. The coding region runs from base 1 to 1512 and encodes 503 amino acids.